AUGGAAUUCGACCAAAGGGCAGAAAGCUCUGUUAACAAGAGGUGGCAGCGAACGAAUUCAAAAGUAGGGGAGGAGGCCGAUAAAGAGCCACCAGUUGGUACGCCCAAGUGGGCUCUCAAUGACGAAGACAAUGAUUCAGGACAAAAUGAAGCGGACGACUCUGGGGACGAGCAAGAAGACAGACACGAGGAAGGCAGCUCAGACGAAGAGAUAGAGAUUGUGAAACCCGAAAAAAGCCUUGACAUUGAUGAGUGCAGCGAUGACGUACAUAAUUGCGAUGUUAAUGCGGACUGUACCAAUACUGAGGGUUCUCACAAUUGCACCUGCAAGAAAGGAUACACUGGAGAUGGAAAGUCGUGCCAAGACAUAGAUGAGUGCGCCAGCACACCCUGCAAGAACGGAGGAUCUUGUACAGAUCAGAUUAACGGAUACAGUUGUAGUUGCCAACCAGGAUUUUAUGGAAGUUAUUGUGAGACAGACAUUGAUGAGUGCAGCGAUGACGUACAUAAUUGCGAUGUUAAUGCGGACUGUACCAAUACUGAGGGUUCUCACAAUUGCACCUGCAAGAAAGGAUACAUUGGAGAUGGAAAGUCGUGCCAAGAUAUCGAUGAGUGUAAAGAUAGUGACCAUGCUUGUGAUGCUAAUGCGAACUGUACCAAUGCCAAUGGAUCCCAUUAUUGUACCUGUAAGGAAAGAUAUACUGGGAAUGGACAAUCAUGCCAAGAUAUUGAUGAGUGCAAAGAUGGCAGCCAUGUGCGUGAUAUUAAUGCAAACUGUACCAAUACUGAGGGUUCUCGCAAUUGCACCUGUAAGGAAGGAUACAAUGGAGAUGGAAAGUCAUGCCAAGAUAUCGAUGAAUGUAAAGAUGAUGACCAUGCUUGUGAUGCUAAUGCCAACUGUAUCAACACCGAUGGAUCCCAUCAUUGUAUCUGUAAGGAAAGAUAUACUGGGAGUGGAGAAUCAUGCCAAGAUAUUGAUGAGUGCAAAGAUGGCAGCCAUGUGUGUAAUAUGAAUGCAAACUGUACCAAUUCUGAGAGUUCGCACAGUUGUAACUGUAAGGAAGGAUAUAUUGGAGAUGGAAAGUCAUGCCAAGAUAUUAAUGAGUGCAAAGAGGGCAGCCAUGUGUGUGAUGUUAAUGCAAACUGUACCAAUACCGAGGGUUCUCACAAUUGUAACUGUAAGGAAGGAUACAUUGGAGAUGGAAAUUCAUGCCAAGACAUUAAUGAGUGCAAAGAUGGCAGCCAUAUAUGUGGUGUUAAUGCAAACUGUACCAAUACUGUGGGUUCUCACAGUUGCACCUGCAAGAAAGGGUACAUUGGCAAUGGAAGGUCAUGCCAAGAUAUCGAUGAAUGUAAAGAUGGUAGCCAUGCUUGUGAUGGCAAUGCGAACUGUACCAACACCAAUGGAUCCCAUCAUUGCAGCUGUAAGGAAGGAUACAAUGGUGAUGGGCAAUCAUGCCAAGACAUUAAUGAGUGCAUAGAUGGCGACCUUGAGUGUGAUGUUAAUGCAAACUGUACCAAUACUGAGGGUUCUCACAAUUGUAACUGUAAGGAAGGAUACAUUGGAGAUGGAAAGUCAUGCCAAGGUGUUAUGUAUUGA
Molecule: messenger RNA, 1599 nt
Organism: Stylophora pistillata
Lineage: Eukaryota; Metazoa; Cnidaria; Anthozoa; Scleractinia; Pocilloporidae
Product: fibrillin-2-like
Source: RefSeq, a predicted model, not a curated record